CGCCCCGGGCAGCGUUGCGGUGAGGGGAGCCCCUCAGUUCAGUCAUGGGGCCCCUCGCGUUUGUUCUGCUGUUCCUCACAGCAACCGCCUCGGCAAGCCUGCGCAGUCAUGACUCACCUGCGACAGGGGUUACAUUUACCGACUACAUGUCCUAUGAAGAGGUGGUGGCCUACCUGCGUGAACUGCAGCUCCGCUACCCCCGGCUGGUGCGCGUGGGUAGCAUGGGCCGCUCGGUGCAGGGCCGCGACCUGGUGUUCGCGCGGGUGUCCCGCGGCUCGGCGAAGCACCGCGACGUGAUGCUCGUGGACGCGCUGACGCACGCCCGCGCCUGGAUCACGCUGCCCGCGGUCCUGUACUUCCUGCAGCAGCUCGUCGAGCGUCACCAGGAGAACGCCGCGCUGCUGCAGAGCCUGGACUUCGUGGUCGUCCCAGUUCUCAACCCAGACGGCUACGAGUACUCUCGCGACAAGGAAAGAUUGUGGAGGAAAAACCGGGCGAGGACGUACAACGAGUCGUGCAUUGGUGUUGACCUUAAUCGGAACUACGACUUCCACUGGGCUGAUUUCCUUACUUCCAGCGAGCCGCCGACAUUCCUUACUGCGAGCAACGACUCUUGCGCGAAUACGUACGCUGGGCCACACGCCGCUUCUGAACCAGAGACACAAAGUUACCAGCGCUUCAUUCGCGAGCUCAACGUCAAGGGGCGUCUGAAGAUGUUUGUGAACCUCAGCGCACCUCGACAGGGAAUCUCCUUUCCUUGGGGUUACUCGUCAGCAGCUCCCAAUGUUUCCGACUUCUCAGAACUAAGCGCGAUUGGAAAAGCAGCAAGCGACGCUGCUGUGAAGGCAGGGGCCCAGCCAUACAGAGUGCAGAACCUGGCUGCGAACUAUGUUGCCACGGGAGUAGUCACAGAUUGGGCGCGCGGCGUGGCUGGUGUUGACAAGUCCUUCCUGAUGGAGCUUCCCAGCGGGGGAAGCGACGACUUGCUGGGCUUCGACGUCCCAGUGUCUCAGAUUUUGCCCAUCUCGCGGCAGGUCUUCGAAGCGUUCAAGGUGUUUGCUGAGUGCGCUAAGGGGAAGCCGUCGCAAUGAUGGAAUCCAGUCUGUCCCACACGACCGAAUACCGUCCAGAGGACAUAUCAAAACCAGCAUGGACUAUCAUAUUACUCAGCAGAUGUGAUGAAGAAAAAUUGAGCAUGAAGCCGAGACAUUGUUUGUUAAAGAAGCUUUACGAUUGUAUCAAUAAAUAUGUCCUCCUAUA
This is a messenger RNA of Thrips palmi, 1260 nucleotides long. RefSeq names its product carboxypeptidase B-like. The record is from RefSeq and is a predicted model, not a curated record. Gene Ontology annotation, molecular function: metallocarboxypeptidase activity; zinc ion binding. NCBI's taxonomy places the organism in Eukaryota, Metazoa, Arthropoda, Insecta, Thysanoptera, Thripidae. The transcript is spliced from 9 exons. Bases 45 to 1091 code for a protein of 348 amino acids. Gene Ontology annotation, biological process: proteolysis.